GUUUUUGACAUUCAUUUGUUGUGACGCAAAGAAAUGUUUUUAUUUAAAUUUUAAGAUUAAUAUUUAUAUAUAUUUUAAUAGCAUUAUAGAAUUCUUCCUCUAAUUAUUCAGAACCGUUUGAGAAUGAAUGAAAGCUUUAAAAAUUAUUCUAAAUCAGUUCAAGAACUAAAAAAGGAAUGUGCCGAGCAUGGCAUCAAUGAAGAGGAAUUUAAAAAACUUUAUUUCGAGACUUUAGGAUCGAUAAAUAAGAAAGAGAUACAAAAUACGACCCGCAGUAAAUUGUAUUCUAAGAAAAGAAAAUUACUUUUAAUUCUCGUAUUACUUAUAGUUACUGCUUGUUCUUUUAAAUAUAUUUAUAACAACAUCUUAUGCAACCUACAAGAAUUUAUUUAUCCUGGAUUGAGGCUAAUUAGAAAAAUAUCUAUUCCUUUUAUUUCACUUUUUCCCGCAUUAACCGAAUUAUACCAAGAGCCAUGUUUGAUACAGAACCCUUUCUUCACGGUAGUAGACAUGGAUUGCUGGCCUUGCAGCACAGUUGGUAAUGUUCACAAAGUGUUCGACCCUCAACCUGUACAUCAACAGAAUACAGCACCCUUUGUUUACCAGAGCAAUCAACCAGAAGUAGAUAUGAAUGUAUUGAGAGAAUUAUAUUUAAGAAAUAAGGACACAUUUGAUAAAGAAUCAUCUAAAAUGUUGAUGAACAACAACUUUUAUUUAUCACCGUCACAAGUUUUGUUACAAAAGACAGAAGAUAAAAACUUAUAUAUAUGGAAAAUAAAUAACAUAAAUAUAGCAAGAAUCUUAAGACAAAUAAUACCAAGAGCAAAGGUAGUACCAAAGUUUGGACAAAGCACUGAAAGAUAUAUUAUUAUUGAUUCAAGCCAUGACACAUUUAGGAUACCGGACACAGAGUGUAACUUUGCCUUCCUUUUAUCUUUGAGCGGGGCUAGAACAGUUACUUUGAGCCCUGCAGAGGAAUGCAAACAUCAAUGUAAAUCAUUGAAGAUUGAUUUAAAGGAAUCUGAUUUAUUAUGGUAUAAUUGGUGGUACUGGAGACCAGUGGUGCAACAAUCAAAUGAUAAUACAACAUUUAUUGGACAUGUUGGAUCAUAUUGUUGACAUUUAGGAUGCAACUGGUAUUAGAGACACAAAGGCAAAGAUGGUAAGAACUGCCACUGAUGUCCACGACCAAGCGUCACUUGUAGAUGUCAGAGUAUGGAGAGUUUGGCCUGCUUGUAUGGCAACAAAUGAUGGUGGAGCAACACC
Papilio xuthus (Asian swallowtail) is the source of this 1266-nucleotide messenger RNA. RefSeq lists its product as uncharacterized. The record is from RefSeq and is a predicted model, not a curated record. Bases 124 to 1119 code for a protein of 331 amino acids. Lineage: Eukaryota; Metazoa; Arthropoda; Insecta; Lepidoptera; Papilionidae. The transcript has 6 exons.